Messenger RNA from Phragmites australis (common reed), 2912 nucleotides. RefSeq names its product G-type lectin S-receptor-like serine/threonine-protein kinase B120. The transcript is spliced from 6 exons. NCBI's taxonomy places the organism in Eukaryota, Viridiplantae, Streptophyta, Magnoliopsida, Poales, Poaceae. The coding region runs from base 160 to 2745 and encodes 861 amino acids. Gene Ontology annotation, biological process: recognition of pollen; protein phosphorylation. Gene Ontology annotation, molecular function: protein serine/threonine kinase activity; ATP binding. The record is from RefSeq and is a predicted model, not a curated record.
UGGGGCUUGAUUCCUCGUCCACGCGGCUCGCGCGCGCUCGUGCAUGAGACUAGUAUAUCCUCGCUCGCAGAAAUAGCAACUCUUUUGCCAUUCGAUCGAGCUCCUCUUCUGACUUUGCCCUCCCGUCCUCUCCCUUAAGCUCGAGCCAGGAGAAGCUGAAUGCGGCCGGCUCCAUUGAUGGCCCAUGCCGCCGUCGCGGGGCUCGCCUUGCUCUCCCUCCUCUACGCGCACGUCGGCCAUGUCGGCGGCGCGGCGGCAACGCUGUCUCAGGGGCAGUCGCUGGGAGCGAACGACGCGCUGGUGUCGGCCAACGGCGCCUUCACGCUGGCCUUCUUCGCGCCGCGCGGCGGGGACCCGAGCCGGCGGUACCUGGGCGUCAUGUACGCGCAGGCGGCCGAGCAGACCGUGCCGUGGGUAGCCAACCGCGACGCCCCCUUGAGCGCGGCGUCGGGAGACUACUCCGCCGCCGUCACGGCCUCCGGCGAGCUGCAGGUGCUGGAGGGGGAGCGCGUGGUCUGGCGCACCAACACGUCCUCGCUGCUGGGCAACGUCACGCUGACCAUCCUCGACAACGGGAACCUCAUGCUGUCCGCCGGUGGCGCGCAGGAGGUGCUAAUCUGGCAGAGCUUCGACCACCCGGCGGACACGUUCCUCCCCGGGAUGAGCAUUGCGCUGGACAGGCGCAACGGGAUCCCCGUCAACCGGACGCUGUUUACGUCGUGGCGGAGCCCCAUCGACCCGGGGCCGGGCAACUUCACGCUCGGGCUCGACCCGUUCGGCUCGGCGCAGCUCUACAUCUGGCGGAGCCAGGGCGGCGAGAACACCACCUACUGGCGGUCGGGGCAGUGGGCCAACACCAACUUCGUAGGGAUCCCGUGGCGGUCGCUCUACGUGUACGGGUUCAAGCUCAACGGCGACCCGUCGCAGAGCAAUGGGGUCAUGUCCUACACGUUCAACACGUACAACAGCUCGCUGUACCGGUUCAUGCUCCACCCCAACGGCACUGAGACGUGCUACAUGCUCCUCGGCACCGGCGACUGGAAGACCGUCUGGUCACAGCCGACCAUCCCGUGCCAGACCUACAACAUGUGCGGCGCCAACGCCGAGUGCGCCGCCGGCGACAAUGGACAGGCCAUCUGCAGCUGCUUAAAAGGUUUCGAGCCAAGAUCCGCAGCGGAGUACAGCAGCGGGAACUGGACGCAGGGCUGCGUGAGGAGCGCGCCGCUGACCUGCGAGACGAAAGUAAGCGGCGGUGACGGGUUCGCCGACCUCCCGGGCGUGAAGCUGCCGAACUUCGCCACCUGGGAGUCGACGGUGGGCGACGCGGACGCGUGCAAGCAGUCGUGCUUUGCCAACUGCUCGUGCGGCGCGUACAGCUACAGCACCGGCACCGGGUGCCUGACCUGGGGCCAGGAGCUGGUGGACAUCUACCAGUUCCCAAAUGGGGGGGGCUAUGAUCUCCACAUCAAGGUCCCUGCAUCCUUAUUAGGCUCCACAACAAAGCGAUGGACGACAAUUGUCAUUAUUGUAGUAAUCGUCGUGGUGGUUGUAUUUGGGGCAUGUGGACUUCUUCUGUGUAAAUGCAGGAGAAGAAUCAAAGAGAAACUUGGCAUUGUUGGUAGGAAAAAGACAACGCCCCCAUCGCUGCUUCUUGGUAUGGAAGCAUGGCAGGAUUUCUCAGGACCGAAGCAACCUGAUCAAGAGGAAGGAGAGGACGGCAAGAAGUGCGAGCUGCCUCUGUUCGCCUUCGAGAUCUUGGCAGCGGCCACCGGCGACUUCAGCAGCGCCAACAAGCUUGGGGAGGGAGGCUUCGGCCAUGUCUACAAGGGAAGGCUUCCCAGCGGCGAAGAGAUUGCAGUGAAGAGACUGUCCCAGAGCUCCGGCCAGGGCCUGGAGGAGUUCAAGAACGAGGUGAUACUGAUCGCGAAGCUGCAGCACCGCAACCUUGUCAGGCUGCUAGGUUUCUGCAUUCAGGGGGAGGAGAAGAUCUUGGUCUACGAGUACAUGGCAAACACGAGCCUGGACGCCUUCCUCUUCGAUCCGGCUAGGCGUGGACUGUUGGACUGGAAGACGAGGUUCCACAUCAUCGAGGGGAUCGCCCGGGGGCUUCUCUACCUCCACAGGGACUCGAGGCUCAGGGUGGUGCACCGCGACCUCAAGGCUAGCAACAUCCUCCUGGACCGCGACAUGAACCCCAAGAUCUCGGACUUCGGCAUGGCGCGGAUCUUCGGCGGCGACCAGAACCAGGUGAACACGAACCGCGUCGUCGGCACGCUGGGGUACAUGUCGCCGGAGUACGCGAUGGAGGGGCUGUUCUCGGUCAGGUCCGACGUGUACAGCUUCGGGAUCCUGAUACUGGAGAUCAUCUCCGGCCAGAAGAACAGCAGCUUCCACCACAUGGAGGGCUCCCUCAACAUCGUGGGCUACGCGUGGCAGCUGUGGAACGCGGACAAGGGGGAGCAGCUGAUCGACCCGUCGAUCCGAGGGACGUGCUCGGCGCGGGAGGCGCUGCGGUGCGUGCACAUGGCGCUGCUAUGCGUGCAGAACCACGCGUGCGACCGGCCGGACAUCCCCUACGUGGUGCUGGCGCUGGGCAGCGACAGCUCCGUGCUGCCGAUGCCGAGGCCGCCGACGUUCACGCUGCAGUGCACGUCGUCGGACGGGGAAGGGCUUUUCAUCAGGGAGAAGGCCGACGAGUCCUACUCCGCCAGCGACCUCACCGUAACGGUGCUGCAAAGCAGGUAGCACAUAGCACUAGCAGGCUGGCCCGACCAAGUAGUGCUGUACAUAUACACAGGGUCUUCAACCGGAGGUGUUUGGGGUGCUUUAACUACUUACCGAGGUUGUCUUCCUUCGCUCUGCACAUGCCACAAUCUUGUAAUUGCGUGUUCAUCAAUUGGGCAUUUCAUUUC